GUUAAAAUGCGAUGUUACUAUGAUGUGUUGGAAGUUGAGCGUACUGCUAAUGAUGAAAUGAUUAGGAGGUCUUAUCGUAAGUUGGCUUUGAAAUGGCAUCCUGACAAGAAUCCAUCAAAUGUCGAGGAAUGUACCAGGUAUUUUUCACUCAUACAACAAGCGUACGAUGUUCUAAGUAAUAAGAAGGAAAGAGUUUGGUAUGAUCGACACAGAGAAAGUAUCCUCAAAGGAGCUGGUGUUGAAAAUUUUGAAACCAAUACUCUCAAUUUAUUCCCAUAUUUUACGUCGAGUUGUUAUUCUGAGUACGGUACUGAUGAUAAAAGCUUUUACGUGGUAUAUAAAAAAUUGUUUGAAGCUUUGGCAUCAGAAGAAUAUGAAUUUUUGGAUAGGAAGAUUGUAUAUCCUAAUUUUGGUGAUCAUCAAAGCAGUUACGAAGACGUAGUUCAACCCUUUUAUGCUUUCUGGAGCUGCUUUCAUACUGUUCGUUCAUAUACAUGGAUAGAUAAGUUUGACAUACGCAAUGCUCCAAAUCGACGUUGCGCUAGAGCGAUGGAAAAUGAAAAUAAGAAAUUGAGAGAAGCAAGCAAGCGUAAAAGAAAUGAAGAAAUUCAGGCAUUGGUUGCUUUCGUGCGAAGACGAGAUCCACGAGUCCAUGCACAUAUUGAAAUACUCAAAACGAAGCAGACAGAGGCACAAAGAAAAGCAGAGGAAAAAAGGAAGCAAGGGAUUUUAGAACAAUUAAGUAAAGCCGAUGAAUAUAAGGAGUUGCAAGAGGUACAAGAGUUAUAUUUGGAACAUUUAUGUGAAAUUGAAGAAAUGCUCGAUGCUGAUUUUGGAUAUAAUAGUGAUGACAAUGUAGUGGAAGGUGACAAAAGCUCAAAUUUCUAUUGCACAUUUUGCGAAAAGACAUUCAAAUCAUUAGAAGCAUUUCGAAAUCACGAGCAAUCGAAAAAGCAUAAAAAUAUAGUUCUUUUACUGAAGAAACAUGUCCAGGAGUGUGACUUAAAUUUGUUAAUCAGCCAGGAAAGCGACCAUGUUGAUGUGAAAGAGAGAGAUUUUCAAAGCGCAUGUAGUAGUGAAAAACGGUGUUAUGGAAAGAAAGAGAAAAAACUGGAAAAUCCAUGCUACGAUUUGUGUAAUGAUGAAUGCGAUAAUAAUUUAAAUGAGACAAACAUAUUUAUGAUUUCGAACAAAAAUUUGCGAACAUCGCAGUUUAUCAAAGAAAGUGGAAGAACAAAUGAAAAGAAUGGAAUGACAAAUAUAAAGCCAAAAGUUGACUCAUGUGAUCGCUGUGGUGAAUUUUUCGAAUCAAGAGCAAAAUUAUUUGCUCAUUUGAAACAAUCUGGACAUACUACUUAA
Messenger RNA from Thelazia callipaeda (thelaziosis nematode), 1359 nucleotides. The record is from the annotation of a GenBank genome assembly. Lineage: Eukaryota; Metazoa; Nematoda; Chromadorea; Rhabditida; Thelaziidae.